GGUCAUAAUAUACUAAUGCCCAGGAGUCAUCCAUUCUUACUAUUUUUUUGUCCUUCCCCUUUCUCUCAGAUUGUUGACUCCGCUUCAUCUCCAAGCUCGAGUCCAAGUACUAUUCCAAUCACGAUGAGACUUCAUCACGCCAGCUUUCUCCUUAGCGUUUCACGGGCAGGUGUCUCCUUCAAAAAAAAUGUCAGCGACAGCCCGGCAAUUAUUACGGACGUCACCCAUACCUUCUAUGGCUUUCCCGACAAUGAUCCCCCAGGAUCAACCAUUGCCUACGACUGUGGCCGCGGUGACAAAGCCAGCGGCACGGGCACAUACGACAAUCCACUGACUUUUGCAACGGCGCAGGAACCGUUCGACCUGUGCAAGGUCAUUUACGUGCCGUAUCCGCGCAAAUUUUGAUACACGAGGAUUUUUGCAAACAGUGCGAGAGUAACUGGCAACUGGAACAACAUAUCAUCUUGAUGUCUGGACGGGGACUGAUUCGUACAAUGGCGGAGCUGAUCAGGAGGAUUGUGAAUUCUCUCUGACGCCCGGGUUCCAAUCGCAGGUGGUGAUUCGCAACCCAAGCCCGCAGUUGGCGGUGGACAGUAAGCUUCUUCAGCUUCUUCUUCUUCUUCUUCUUCUUCUUCUUCCCUGACAAGUCAUACCUUACUACCUUUUGAUCCACGGAGGAGUAUAGUAGCGAGCUGGUCGAGUUUUGGC
Aspergillus homomorphus CBS 101889 is the source of this 708-nucleotide messenger RNA. RefSeq lists its product as uncharacterized. The record is from RefSeq and is a predicted model, not a curated record. The transcript has a single exon. NCBI's taxonomy places the organism in Eukaryota, Fungi, Ascomycota, Eurotiomycetes, Eurotiales, Aspergillaceae. The coding region runs from base 16 to 405 and encodes 129 amino acids.